Nannizzia gypsea CBS 118893 is the source of this 1734-nucleotide messenger RNA. RefSeq lists its product as hypothetical. The record is from RefSeq and is a predicted model, not a curated record. The coding region runs from base 1 to 1734 and encodes 577 amino acids. Gene Ontology annotation, molecular function: protein binding. Lineage: Eukaryota; Fungi; Ascomycota; Eurotiomycetes; Onygenales; Arthrodermataceae. The transcript has 3 exons.
AUGCUAGAAAAUUACCCCCUAGAAGUUUUUCGGACAGUCAUAUCACACCUUGAUGAUAGGGCUGAUCUCAAAAGCUUGUCCGAGGUAUCACGAUUUUGGAAUGAAGUCACAAAUCCGUUUCUCUACAGAAAUAUCUUCAUUUCAACCGAAAGGAAAGACCAUGGCAUAAUCAUGGCUCAUCAGAGAGCCGGUGUGCUCAAGUAUACUAGGGAUAUUCGAAUUUUGUGCGUAACGUCUGAGAUUGGGUCUGAUGUUUUCGAUUUUGACGACUGUUCCCCCUGCAACCAUGGCAUCAGUCACGAUUGUGCCAUCGCGGCAGGCGGCGACAAUGUGUCUGAUGCCGACGAUAUGAACGGCUGGAAUCCUUACCAUGGCUUUAGCAAUGCCGAGCAAGCGGAUAAGGAGCAGUGGAUAGAUCCUGAGGGAAUGCGGCAUGGAAGCUGGCAGCGGCAGGACUGUAUCCCUCCUGAAAUCAUGGGAGAAGGAGGGUAUCUUCCCACGAGACAGACUUUUAUAGAGCAGCUCCGUAUUAGGGCCUUUAACUUUUGCGAUUUUCAAUACCCUCAGUUGUUCUCUAGGUUAAAACGCCUGGCAGUAGUUAAUACGGAUACUGCUGAUAUUUAUAUUGGUCGAUAUUAUGACGUAGAGAAGCUUCGAGAUUGUCUAAAGCUGAACUGCUGUCAGCUUGACUACCUUGAAAUUAGCUGUCUGCAUUGGAUGGCCUUGACACUACACUAUGACGACGAGUACUUCAAGCACUUCACGGAGGUGCUGGUAGAGCCGUGGCCAAAUCGUCGGCUUCGGUUCUCGAACGUACAGCACCUCGUACUCGAAGGAUACCCAUUCGUUAAAGACAAAGCUGGCUUACUGAAGGAUAUGAAUCCUAGGGUAUUGCACACCCUGGCAUUAAGAUCCUGCUCUUUUUGGAAGGAUUUUUUAUCCUUUUUUAGCUCUACGGAGACCCCUUUUCAUCUACGGACGCUAGAGGUGCAGACGCCGCCCCCGGAUAUGGAACAGAGUACGGAGGCGUGUCAUAACAUAGCAAACUUCAUCGAGAAAUGCAAACCGCUUGAAAACCUAUAUAUUGCGGUGGAGAAUGCAUUUGGCCUUGAACGCCUCUGGACAUCGUUGCUUCGACAUCGAGAGACACUCAAGUCAUUUGUUUUCUACUCCGCUUUCGAUGAACAAGGAGGCUCCACUCCGUAUCAUGUGCCGAAUCUUUCGUUUAGCCCGCCAUACUACAAAGAGGUAGAUCCCGAACGGUUAACUUUGAAGCACCUAGAUUUGGAGCUUCUUGGGGUCAGCUAUAAACCACGAUACCUGAUACCAGCUCUCUCCCCGCUGACUGCCAUGGGCAACCUUAAAGUGCUGCAUAUUCGAGGCUUCUAUAUACAGCCCGAUUACUUCCAUUCAUUAGAACGCACAGGGAGGCUUGCCUACAAAGCGCAUCAUCGACGCCGGGUCGAGGCCUUUGACAAUUUUGUUCAAUGGGCGUUUGGGCCCGAGGGGUUCCGAUCGCUGAAGCUGAUAGCUCACAGUGGUCCAGUUGAGAAGGGGGGCGGCGAAGUGUUUCUCUGCCCCAAAGUAGGGCCGGAUACUGAGCCACCUUUCCCUGGGAGGAACUACCGGCACGUCACCAAGCGUGACCAUGUCCAGCAUGCCCUACUGCGCAAACACGCCCACGCCUUUAAAGCUUGUCCUUGUCGAGGUGCACCGGAAUAUUAUGGAAUAUAG